Messenger RNA from Synchiropus splendidus (mandarinfish), 1137 nucleotides. RefSeq lists its product as uncharacterized. The record is from RefSeq and is a predicted model, not a curated record. NCBI's taxonomy places the organism in Eukaryota, Metazoa, Chordata, Actinopteri, Syngnathiformes, Callionymidae. The transcript has 3 exons. Bases 46 to 936 code for a protein of 296 amino acids.
UAUUAGCUGAAUAUUUAUAAGCACUGGAAUACUUGGUCCGCUGCAAUGAGUGAAUUAGCAGAAACAAGCGUGAAUGUGUCAGAUUAUGUCUCUAAUAUUGGUGUAAAAAGUGAUCAUGAACUGACCUUGGAUCUGUCAGGAGAAAGUUCCUGUUGGCAAGUGGGUGGAGACUCUGCAAACAGAGCUGCAGCCCAACAAGAAGACUCUGACAGUCAGGCGUGUAGCCAGCCCCCGUCUGACGACAGUGUUGAGUCGGGGGCUUCAAGCUUUAUGAAGGAAGACGAGGAGGAGAAGGAAGGGCUUGCCUCAGGGGGCUCGGAUGACGAGCCCCUCAGCUACGAUCAGUACCUGCAACUCCUUCAAAAUCUCACAGAAGAUGUCGACGGCAUCAACAUUCAACCAGAUUUCUACGAGAACCCAGACGAGGAGAAUUUGGACGAGAACCUGAACGACAUGAAGCGGCAGCAGGCGGCUGAACUGGAGAGGAUCGAGCAGUUGAGCGCCUCCCAGUCAUUGCUCCAGCAGAAGCUGGAGGAGGUGGAACGGGAGUGGCAGUUGUUCAUGACUCAAAUCCAUGACGUAGCUUUCGAGGUGGCCAGCAGGCGUCAGGGGAAAAAGACAGAAGAAAGCUCUUCCUCUCAGCUAACAGAGCAGGAGUUAGAGGCCCAUCUGAACCAGCUGUGCAGCAGGAACACCAGGCUAGACACCAGCAUUGACCUCCUCGAGACCUACAUCCAGGAAGAACAGAAGCGGAUGAAAGUUUCCAGUUUCAUGGAAAAAAAACAAGAGUUGGCUGACACCUCACAACCUGAGCACAAAGAUGGAGACGACUCUGCUGGGGGCGAAGCCGAACGAGACCAAAAAGGAGGUUCAGACCAAGAACCCGAGCUUAUAAACAGCAGAGGCACAUCUGUGAUGCAGGAACACGAUCAGUGAAUGAUAUAGCGUGUGUGAGCGUGUGAUCACCAGGCGCCUCUCUCCGCCACCCUACAUACCACGGCUGCGUCUGGCAGCGGUGCCCUCUGACCCUGGCUUGCCAGGAUGAGUGAGAGUGUGUCAUAGGAGGAAAGCAGAGGAUAAAGGACACCAACACACUCAUAUUUAGAGAACGAAACUGCUAAGGCAUGCUUUUUUGAA